AUGGAAGGCCAGCCACCCCAACCGAUCGCCGAGGACCCCAGGAUGUCCCACGAAUCCUCCCUCUCGAGCGUUUCCACCACCAGCCUCGUCUUUGAACAUCUGCACGAGCAGAAUGAGAAGAGCUACCACUCCUCCUCUCAGAGGCGCCGCGCUCCGUCUGCCGCUGCCGGCGGCUACGCCGACCAUCCCGACGAUGACGACGACGACGACUAUAAGGAGUCCGACGCAAACGACCUCGAGACGGGCCCCUUCCUGGCGUCUCCCGGCAUAAUGCGCCGCGUUGGCAUGGACCGCGGGCUGAAGAAGGGGCUGGUGAUCCUUGGUGCUGCCUUCGUUUUUGCAUGGGGCGCUGCCCUCUUUGUCUUUUUGUCCAACAAGGCCUACAGGCACGGGGGUACCGUUGACCAUGAUCCGUCGGCUACCUCGCGCGGCUCCGGAAAACCUGUGACGUUGGACCAGGUCUUGACCGGCCUCUGGUACCCAAACUCCCACUCGAUAAGCUGGAUCGAGGGCCCCAAUGGAGAGGACGGGUUGCUCCUCGAGCAGGGUGCGCGGGGCAAGGACUAUCUUGUCGUCGAGGACGUGAGGUCCGCCAAGACGGACGGCGAAGUCGCGGCCGAUGUUGUCCAGAGUCGCACUUUGAUGAAGAACCCCUGGAUUGAUGUCAAUGGCCGCCAAUUGACGCCCGCCGACGGCCGCCCGAGUAAGGACAUGAAGAAGGUCCUUGUCUCGACCGAUCGGAACCGCAACUGGCGCCACUCCUUCACGGCGCUGUAUUGGAUCUUUGACGUCGAAACUCAAACCGCCGAGGCCCUUGAUCCCGAGUACCCCGAAGGCCGGGUACAGCUCGCCACUUGGAGCCCCCAGAGUAAUGCCGUUGUAUUCACCAGAGACAACAACCUCUUCUUGAGGAAACUGGACGGCGACAAGAAGGUCACGCAGAUCACAAAGGACGGCGGACCCGAGUAUUUCUAUGGCAUCCCCGACUGGGUCUACGAGGAGGAAGUGUUUGCUGGAAAUAGCGCCACUUGGUACUCGGAGGACGGCAAGUACGUCGCAUUCCUGCGAACCAACGAGACGGGCGUCCCAGAGUAUCCUUUGCAGUACUUCGUGUCGCGGCCCUCGGGCAAGGAAAAGCCUCCCGGCGAAGAGACGUACCCGGAUGAGAAGCGCAUCAAGUACCCCCGUGCCGGCAGCCACAACCCCGUCGUAGACCUUCUCUUCUACGACGUUGAGCGCGGCGAUGUUUUCUCGGUCGAUAUCGAUGGCGGCUUCGCGGAUGACGACAGGCUCAUCAAUAUGGUCCUCUGGGCCAGUAACAAGGUCCUGAUCAAGGAGACCAACCGCGUGAGUGACAUCAUGCGAGUCGUCCUCGUUGAUGUCGUCGCUCGUACCGGCAAGACGGUCAACACCAUUGACGUGGGCAAGCUCGACGGUGGCUGGUUUGAGAUCUCUCACGAGACCCAGUUCAUUCCCGCCGAUCCUGCCAAUGGACGACCCGAGGAUGGCUAUAUUGACACCGUGGUCCACGACAACGGUGAUCACAUUGCGUACUUCUCACCUAUGGACAACCCCGAGCCCGUCUAUCUCACCGGCGGCGACUGGGAGGUUGUAGGCGGGCCCUCGGCAGUUGAUCUGAAGAACAACUUGGUGUACUUCGUUUCGACCCAGGAAUCUUCGAUCCAGCGCCACGUUUACAGCGUUCACCUCAAUGGGUCCGACCUCAAGCCCUUCACGGACACCAAGUUUGAGAGCUACUACGACAUCUCCUUCUCCAGCGGCGCCGGCUUCAGCCUUCUGACAUACCAAGGCCCCAAGAUCCCCUGGCAAAAGGUCAUUAGCACGCCCAGCAACCCCACCAGCUACGAGCACGUUAUCGAGAAGAACGAGGAGCUCGCUGCGAACGCCAAGAAGUACGAGCUCCCGAUUCUCAAGUACGGAACCAUCAAGGUGGACGAUGUAGAGCUCAACUACGUCGAGCGCCGCCCUCCCCACUUCAACGAGAAGAAGAAGUAUCCUGUUCUGUUCCAGCAGUACUCGGGCCCGGGCUCCCAAAGCGUCAACAAGAAGUUCUCAGUCGACUUCCAAUCUUACGUCGCAUCGGCCCUUGGCUAUAUCGUCGUCACCGUCGACGGCCGCGGCACUGGCUUCAUCGGCCGCAAGAACCGUGUGCUCAUCCGCGACCAGCUCGGCCACUGGGAGGCCCACGACCAGAUCGCUGCCGCCAAGAUAUGGGCUGCCAAGAAGUACGUUGACGCAGCGCGCAUCGCCAUUUGGGGGUGGAGCUAUGGCGGCUUCAACGCCCUCAAGACGCUCGAGAUGGAUGCUGGCGAGACCUUUAGCUACGGCAUGGCAGUCGCCCCCGUCACGGACUGGCGCUUCUACGACUCCAUCUACACAGAGCGCUACAUGCGCACGCCCCAGCUGAACCCGUCCGGCUACGACCAGACGGCCAUCUCCAACGUCUCGGCCCUCGCGGGCAACGUCCGCUGGCUCAUGAUGCAUGGCGUCGCCGACGACAACGUCCACUAUCAGAGCACCCUCACCCUCCUCGACAAGCUCAACCUCGAGGGCGUGGAGAACUACGACGUCCACGUCUUCCCCGAUAGCGACCACGGUAUCUACUUCCACGGCGCCAACAGGAUUGUCUACGAUAAAUUGAGCAACUGGCUCAUCAACGCCUUUAACGGAGAGUGGCUCAAGAUCGUCGAUGCGAAACCCAUCGUCGAGCCCAAAGAGAAGGAGAGGAGAUGA
Molecule: messenger RNA, 2754 nt
Organism: Colletotrichum higginsianum IMI 349063
Lineage: Eukaryota; Fungi; Ascomycota; Sordariomycetes; Glomerellales; Glomerellaceae
Product: putative dipeptidyl-aminopeptidase B
Exons: 2
Coding region: 1-2754 (917 amino acids)
Biological process (GO): proteolysis
Molecular function (GO): dipeptidyl-peptidase activity; serine-type peptidase activity
Source: RefSeq, a predicted model, not a curated record